This is a messenger RNA of Trichomonas vaginalis G3, 237 nucleotides long. RefSeq lists its product as uncharacterized. Lineage: Eukaryota; Parabasalia; Trichomonadida; Trichomonadidae. Bases 1 to 237 code for a protein of 78 amino acids. The record is from RefSeq and is a predicted model, not a curated record. The transcript has a single exon.
AUGACGGAAUCUGUAGAUAGCGAUAGCGAUCGUAUUACAAGUGCACAGAUCGAGGAAAAAAUUAAUGAAGCUAAAGAGCUCGAGCAAAUUCUUAAAAAUGAAGGCAAGAUGCCAGACAAGAAAAAAUUUCAAAAGCAUCAACACCAUGGACUUCCAACUUGGGUUAAAUUCUUAUACGUCCUUACAUUUCUAAUUGCCGUUGCUGCUUUUGUAGUGCGAAUUAAAAGCCUUGUUUAA